AUGAUAGAUGAAAUUGAAGAACUUAAAAGUAUUGACGUUUUAGAUGAAGUGGAGGCACUGAAAGUGGAGCAGUUUAAACAGGAUCCCAGCCCCUUCAAGUGUCUGCACUCGGUGUUUAACGUAGACACCGGUGACGAAGUGCACUCCUAUGGCGACUACCACCACCUGCAGAUCGAUGCCGUUUCUCUGUUUCUGCUGUACUUGGUGGAGAUGAUCUGCUCUGGGCUGCAGAUCAUUUACAACACCGAUGAGGUUUCCUUCAUCCAGAACUUGGUGUUCUGUGUGGAAAGAGCCUACAGGGUGCCUGACUACGGCAUGUGGGAGAGAGGCAGCAAAUACAACAACGGCAGCACUGAGCUGCAUUCCAGCUCCGUGGGCCUGGCUAAAGCUGCUCUGGAGGCCAUCAAUGGAUUCAACCUGUUUGGAAACCAGGGCUGUUCAUGGUCGGUGAUAUUUGUGGAUCUGGACGCCCACAACAGGAACAGGCAAACCCUGUGCUCCCUACUGCCCCGAGAGUCCCGCUCACAUAACACAGACGCAGCCUUGCUUCCAACCAUCAGCUAUCCUGCCUUUGCAGUAGAUGAUGAUGCCCUCUACAGCCAGACACUGGACAAGAUUGUCCGAAAGCUGCGUGGCAAAUACGGCUUCAAACGUUUCCUCCGUGAUGGCUACCGCACCGCUAACGAAGACAAGGAUCGCCGCUUCUACAAACCUGCUGAGAUGAAGCUCUUUGAUGGAAUCGAGUGCGAGUUUCCCAUAUUUUUCAUCUACAUGAUGAUUGACGGGGUGUUCAGAGGAAAUAAAGCUCAAGUCAAAGAAUACCAGGAUCUCCUUGAACCCAUCAUCUUCCAGUCUUUUGAGGGCCAUGCUGUGAUCCCCAAAUACUACUACGUACCGGCUGACUUUGUGAAGGCGGAGCAGAACAAGCAUGGAAGCCAGAAGCGUUUCCCAAGCAACUCUGGCCGUGAUGGGAUGGUCUUCCUGUGUGGUCAGGCCCUUUACACCAUCGCCAGGCUGCUGGUGGAUGAGCUGAUCAGCCCUAAAGAUAUUGAUCCCAUCCACCGCUACGUUCCCCGCGAGGACCAGCGCAACGUCAGCAUGCGAUACUCCAAUCAGGGUCCCAUAGAGAAUGAUGUAGUGAUUCACGUGGCCCUGAUUGCAGAGAGCCAAAGACUUCAGGUGUUUUUGAACACCUAUGGCAUUCAGACCCAGACUCCCCAGCAGGUGGAGCCUAUCCAGAUCUGGCCUCAGAAGGAACUGGUCAAGGGUCCCAUAGAGAAUGAUGUAGUGAUUCACGUGGCCCUGAUUGCAGAGAGCCAAAGACUUCAGGUGUUUUUGAACACCUAUGGCAUUCAGACCCAGACUCCCCAGCAGGUGGAGCCUAUCCAGAUCUGGCCUCAGAAGGAACUGGUCAAGGCGUACCGUUUCCUUGCCAUCAAUAAGAAGCUGGGGUUGAGUGGGCGUCCAGAGAGGCCAGUGGGCUGCAUCGGGACCUGCAAGAUUUAUCGUAUCCUGGGCAAGACGGUGGUGUGCUACCCAAUAGUGUUUGAUCUAAGUGACUUUUACUUGUCCCAAGAUGUUAUGCUGCUGAUCGAUGACAUUAAGAACACCCUGCAGUUCAUCAAACAGUGCUGGAAGAUGAAGGGACGUCCUCUCUUCCUGGUUCUCAUCCGCGAGGAUAACAUCAAGGGAAGCCGCUUUAACCCAGUACUGGACAUGCUGGCCUCGUUCAAGAAAGGCGAAAUCGGAGGGGUCAAAGUUCAUGUCGACAGACUUCAGACUCUGAUAUCUGGAGCCGUGGUGGAGCAGCUGGACUUCCUGCGUGUCAACGAGGCAGAGAUCCCAGAGUUUAAGAGCUUUGAAGAGCUGGAGCUGCCUAAACACUCCAAGGUGAAGAGACAGAUGAGCACACCCAACGCGUCAGACCUGGAGCAGCAGCCAGAGAUCAAUGUGGAGGAGUGGCUGCAGAAGCCCACUAAUGAGAUCAUCAAGAAGUUCUAUGACUGCGACUGCUUGGCCAGUCAGGCUCAGCUCGGAAGUAUCCUUUUGAGGAGAGAAGGACCAGACUUCCUUGCAAAAGAUGAGAACCUGAUAGAUGAACUGGAGAGACUCUACAGGAGAGCUGGCAGCAGAAAGCUUUGGCUGGCAGUGCGCCAUGCUGCUGCCAUUACCAAGAAGUUUGCCAGCUCUAUAGCUCCUCACAUCACCACAAUACUGGUGCAUGGGAAACAGGUGACCCUCGGCUUAUUUGGGCAAGAGGAGGAGGUGAUCUCCAACCCACUGUCCCCAGGGGUGAUCCAGGGCAUCAUCUACAGCAAGUGCUCCCCUCACGGUGGGGAGCGGGAGGCUGUUCUUCAGCAGGAGCUGGUUAUCCACAUUGGAUGGAUUAUCUCCAACAACCCAGAGCUGUUCAGCGGCAUGAUCAAGAUCAGAGUCGGAUGGAUUGUCCAGGCCAUGAAACAUGAGCUGAAGAUCGGGGCGGGGGACAUGCCACCCCAGGACAUCUACCAGCUCUCCCCCAGCGACAUCAAGCAGCUCCUGCUGGACGUCCUGCAGCCACAACACACCAGCAGGUCUUGGCUGAACAGGCGUCAGAUCGAUGGCUCUCUGAACAGGACCCCUCUGGGCUUUUAUGAUCGUGUGUGGCAGAUCCUGGAGAGAACCCCCAACGGCUUCAUGGUGGCUGGGAUUUACCUCCCGCAGCAACCGACACUAUCUGACAUGACCAUGUAUGAGAUGAACUUCUCCCUGCUGGUGGAGGAGACCCUGAAGAACAUCGUCCUGCCUGAGUACAGACAAAUCAUAGUAGAGUUGCUGAUGGUGGUGUCCGUAGUGCUGGAGAGAAACCCGGAGCUGGAGUUCGCCGACAAGUUGGAUCUGGACGGUCUGGUGAAGGAAGCCUUUAACGAUUUCCAGAGUGAUCGCAGACGCUUUGAAGGCGUGGAGAAACAGGAUGACAUGGAGGGAUUCUACAACACACCUCCGAUGGGAAAGAGAGGCACCUCCAGCUACCUGACCAAGGCUGUUAUGAUAUUGUUGCUGCAAGGGGAUUUCAAGCCCUGCAAGGACGACCCGUGCACUGUUAGCUAGAUUUAUAACUUCUUUGACCUCUAAGCCCAGCCCACUGCAGUGUAGUCAUAAAAUGAUCCGGCAAGGUCUACUGAGUAUCCAUCACAUGUAUUCAGAAGAUGACCUCUAACCUCUCUGAUCCUCCCUUUAGCAGGACUCUGCCCACUCCUGCACAUUACAUGUUUCCUCAACAGCAAUAGAAACUUUAAGCAGAAGCCUCAAAUGUUGUAGAUUAGCAUUCAGCAUCUAAACAUUACUUUUUGAUAAUUUUGGGAAAUACUCACAAUAUCACCGGGGCCUUGUUUUUGUCUUUUACCUCUACAUAUUUCUGUUCAGUAUCCAAACUGUGCUGUGUACGAUUGUAAUCUAGUUACCUUUAAUUACUCUAGUUAUUAUUACCAUUGGUGGCUAGUCAUGUCAAAUGCCACAUGACUAGCUAACGUUGCCACAUAACGUAAACCUGGCUACCACCAGUUGUGCAUAAUAGCACCUAAAGCUUUGCAUAACCUCAACACAUCUUUUAGUUGCCAGGGUUCCCUCUCCCAGCUGCGUGGUGUUAAUUGUUAUUGAUUAGCAUAGGUGGCUAGGUAUGUCAAAAUGGCACCUAGUCAUCUAUCUACUGUUAUCUUGCCCUUUAGGCUACUAAAACCUGCAAGAUAAAAAGCAAUUAAAGGAAAAUGUACACAGGUGAUAAUAGUUUUGGGUUUUCUCAUCAUAGUUAGCUUAACUUAGCAUAAAUAACUGGGGAAAACAGCUAGCCUGGCUCUUUUUAGUCCAAAACUAAAAAGGUAUGCUAAGCUAAGUUAGCAGGCUGCUGGCUGUAGAUACAUAUAUAGCAUACAGACAUAAAAGUGGCAUCAAUCUUAUAUAAUUAUCUGUAGUGAAGCGAUUUAGCGUCUUUAAUUAUUAUUUUUUCUGAUAUUCUAGUUUUGUAUUCUGGCUAUCGGAUGUUAACGGAUAAUGUCACUAAGAACACAGAUUAAUGAACCAUGAGCUCAGAUGUAAGCUAUACCUCACCAGCAAUAACAUAUAGUUACAUAGCAAUUAGUCAGAACAAGGUCACGUUGUAUCAUGAGAGGUCAAAUUGAUGCAUUUAGCUCCCAGGCGCCUUUAAAAAUGUGUCACAUAUCACCAGAUAUAAAAAGUCUGCCAUUAUUUGAUAUAUGAUCCAUCAGUAUACAUGUAUGAAUUUUCAUCUGGUUAUCUUUAUCAACAUAUCUGUGGGUCUUUGGCAUUAGAGGGUUAGGGAACCACUGCAGAGAUAUUUAGAUUUGAUAGUGUGUCCACAGUAUGUUCAGCUGAAAUGUGUUUAUUGUACUAUGUUGCGUUUCUCUUACUGGGACACUUUACCUCUAUGCAUGCACAGUCUGCCGCAUGACAAUGGGUACUGUUUGCCAUAACCAUAGUGACGGUUUAUCUGAAUGUUAUAGACUACAAAAUAAGAGUUUCUGAGAGGCCUGUUUUUCACAUCUGCAUGACAAUGACUCACUUGAAGUCCUGGGACUGAGGAUUCUUUAGAAAUAUGUGGGCAACAGUAAAGACUGCUGUCAUCCUUAGGUAAAGAUGAUGAAAGAUUCACUUUGACUUAUUUUAAAGCGUACCUCUUUGAAUAACAUCCCUGUGAUGUAUCCGCCCAACCUUGUCACUGUGUGAGUGUGUGUGAUGUUUACUGUUGUAGUUCAAAAGAAGUAUUUUUAACUCAAAACUGUAGUUUCAAGGAAUAAAGUUAUUAUGGAAACUA
This is a messenger RNA of Cottoperca gobio, 4810 nucleotides long. RefSeq names its product phosphorylase kinase, beta (gene phkb). Lineage: Eukaryota; Metazoa; Chordata; Actinopteri; Perciformes; Bovichtidae. The record is from RefSeq and is a predicted model, not a curated record. Bases 1 to 3090 code for a protein of 1029 amino acids. Gene Ontology annotation, biological process: glycogen metabolic process. Gene Ontology annotation, cellular component: phosphorylase kinase complex. Gene Ontology annotation, molecular function: calmodulin binding. The transcript is spliced from 30 exons.